CAACAACUAACGUUGAGGUUCAUACAGUUGUAGUGAGAGAAGUAGAGCCUCCUUGAGUAUUUACCAUUUACACUAUGAAGUAUAGCGCGUCAGUUCUGAGCGCCCUCGCGGCUUCUGUUGCAGGAGCUAACUUGAACGCUAAUAAUUUAGAUUUCCAGGAUGUUUUCGCCAACGCUGCCGAUGGAGACACUGUUGAACUUGCAGCCGGAGAUUAUGUUGUCACUUCGCCUGUUAUUCUAGACAAGAAGUUGACCGUUAUCGGAGCGGGUGCAAACUUCGUUGUCGGAUCUGCUGCAGACGCUGUGUUUGCUUUCGGUAACAUGCAAGGAUAUGCCACUACAUUGGAUAAGCUCACAGUAAGCACCCUUGGUGGAGCGGGUUGCGCCUUAGGAGAACCAUACGCGCUGCAAGCAAAUUUCUCUAUCGAGAUUUUGGAGGCCUAUGUUCGAAACAACAACGUCAACCUUCGAACUGAUGUUGGAGUUUGGCACAACGAGCGAAAGCUGAAUGACUUCUACUUUGAGGAUUGCCAUUAUGCUGUAGACCACCCCGACAAGAUGUCUGGCGGAGUCUACAAGUUGAUGGGCAAUUGUCGCUCAGAGUUGGAUUUCAGCGUAGCUUUCAAUAAACUUGGAGGAGCACAUCCCAAUGGAUGUGGUACCACGAUCAAGGACUAUGGCCGAUUCACCUCGUACGAAGCAGAUAUCGAAGCUCAGUGGCAUGAAUAUGUCGAGAAGAUUGACGAGGAUGAGUUUUUGCGUAUCCCCGUAGAUCGUGAAGGUAAUGCGGUGACCAACCUAUUGGUACAAAUUGACACUGUCGCAAAUGUUGCGGCCACAAUCAAUUCCAAGUGGAAUAACACAUACGGAUGCGACCCUACCAGUGAUCCUGAUUGCCCGGCGGGCUGCUACCCCGGUUCGCAAGCCGUAGGCUGCCAACCUACCGGUUGCGACCCAACAGCCACCCAAGACUGUCCUGAAACUUGCCACAUUUACUCGACAGAUCCAGCUUGCUACCCUGACGGAUGUGACCCCGCAACAGAUUCCUUGUGUCCACCCACCUGCAACCUGUACUCAACUGACCCUUCAUGCUAUCCAGGUGGUUGUGAUCCCGACACCAACCCCAGUUGUCCAAGAGAAUGUGCACUAAGUUCCACCGAGCCCGAGUGCAACACUGGUGGUUGCGAUCCAGAUGUGGAUGAGAACUGUCCGGUGUCUUGCAGACCCGGUUCAGUUGACCCUGCCUGUCAGCCCAACGGAUGCACCAUCGAGACAAAUAUCUAUUGUCCCCCACAGUGUCACAUGUACUCCACUGAGCCCGAGUGCUACAACCCUGGAGGUUGCGACCCUGCUGUUAUCGCUGACUGUCCCGCGACCUGCUCGGAAGGUUCAACGCUUCCCGAGUGUAACCCAGGAGGCUGCGACCCCAAUGACCCUGAGCAAUACUACGGAUGUCCCCCAGAGUGUAACAUGUAUUCAACAGCACCGGAAUGUAACCCAUAUACAGGUCCCAUUACCGGCUCUGUUACUGCCAAAGCAAUCCACGCUGCCACCGGAAACCCGUUGGUUGGAGUACAAGCGGAGCUUGUUGACGAGACAGGUGCUGUUGUAGACACUCAGUUGACCAACGAGCUGGGAGUUGUCUCUUUCAUUGAGGUAUCUGAGGGACCAUUCAUUGUGAAGAUUGUUCCUGUGGUCACUGAUCCCACAUAUGGAACAGUUGAACUUGUUGGAGAUCCCGAUCCCGUUAUUGAUGGAGAAACGAGCGUAGUAGUAACCAGAGGCCAGACUAGCAAUGCUGGUGUGUUCCCUUACGACAAUGAAGGUACCAUUACUGGUCGACUUACGGCUGGAGAUUUCGAUACCCCUCUCAUCGGCGAGCCAGUUCAGCUUAAGAACGGUGCCGGUGAAGUUGUCGGUUCUACUGUCACUGAUAGCGAGGGACGAUACGCUUUCGUUAAGUUGAGCACAUCCCCUCAAGACUACCAGGUCAUUGCUCCUGAGAUCAGUCUGUUCGAUGAUGUUCUUGAAGAUGAGCCUUUCGAGGAGAGUGAUGGUGCCCUUGAUGGUCUUUACUUUGUGCCCAUUUCUCCCACUGCUAACUCUGUCGCGAACGUUGAUUUCCACUACGUUGCACCACCAGCACCAGUUGACCCCACAAGCAACAUCACUGGUAAACUAUACACAACUACUACAGGUGAACCAAUUGAAGGAGUAACUGUCGAGCUAACCGACCCUCUUACCAACGAAGUGAUUGCAACCACCACAACCGGUCCCGACGGAACAUACACCUUCUUGGAAGUUAUCCCAGGAACAACUUACAUCGUCGACACUCCCCCUGAGAACCCGAACGACCCAACAUCGAUUCUAACAAAGGAUUACCACGACCCAACCAAGAGCGGAACUGAUACUCCUCUUUUCGUAACCCCUGGAACCGAGAUCAAAAACGUCAAUUUCGGUUACACACCACCAGCCACCAUUGCUGGUAAUGUCCGUAACACACGUGAUGAGAUGAUUUCAGGUGUGGAUGUCACUCUGGUCAGCGCCAAUGGAGAGACUGUUGAGACCACAAUUACUGAUGUUGACGGUAACUACAAGUUCGAGGACAUCUUCAACGUCGAUGUGUACACUGUCACGAUCACUAAGCCCGAGGAGUACUUGCUACAUGCCGAUGAGUUCGAUGCCGAAGGGCUUAAGGUGUUGAACGGUCAAUCACCCGUUGAUUUCCGAGGUGAGUCGAUCAGUGAUGUCAACUUCGUUCUAACACAAGAGAACUCGAUUACCGGAACUGUCACUUUGGAGGAUGGAACUCCCAUCGCGAAUGUUCCAGUUACUCUCAUUCCCCAGAACGGUGAGCCCACUCAAGUCACUACCACCAACCCUUCAGGCGAGUACACUUUCGAUGACGUCAUUCCAGGAGAGCACUACGUUGAUGUUCCGUUGAACCUAGGAGGUGGUGUCGUUCUUACUACCGAUCCUGAUGACAAUGUAGACGGUCACACUGUUGUGAUUGUUGAUGUUCCCAACACGAACACGGAUGUGCCCCCUUACAAAUAUGAUGUACCUCCGGUUGUCAACCUUGGUAGUCUCACUGGUGAGACGCUCAUCGCAAACACUCUGGUGCCCAUCAACGAUGUGACCGUUGAGCUUCAGGAUUCUACUGGUUUCGUUGUGGCAACCACACAAACCGAUGAGCAAGGAAAGUUUGUUUUCACUGAUCUUCCUGCCGCAGUUUACACCGUUGUUGCUCCUCUCAACACCACUUCCAUUAUCGGUGAUGUUCACAUGACUGACGAUCCCGAUCACAGUGACCCAGUUGAUGGAGUAGUUUCUACCGUUAUUGUGAACAGCAACCCUGUCACUCUACCCCCAUUCCUGUACACGCUCUCGGUGAUCCCCACUGGUUGCGAUCCCGGAGUGGAUCCCAAUUGCCCCGCUACUUGCAACCCCUACUCCACAGCCCCCGCAUGCAAUCCCCCAGGAUGCACACCCGGUGUGGAUGCCGAUUGUCCCGUUACCUGCACUGAAGGCUCUGCUGACCCUGCUUGCAACCCCGGUUGUGACACUGUCAACGACCCUAACUGCCCGGAGACAUGCAGCCCUUACUCGACUUCAGUGAUCUGCAACCCCCCAGGAUGUGAUCCGGCACUGAACGAUGGCUGUCCCGUAACAUGUGUUGUUGGAUCAACGGACCCGGCCUGUAAUCCACAAGGUUGUGAUCCUGCUACUGACCCUGAGUGUCCCCAAGGUUGCCACCCAUACUCCACGGCCCCCGCAUGCAACAUCGGUGGUUGUGACCCCGCUGCUGAUGCCGAUUGCCCAGCGGAGUGCACACCAUACUCCACCGAUCCCGCAUGUAGCCACAACGGCUGUGACCCAGACACUGAUGCUGGUUGCCCAUCUACGUGCACCUUGUAUUCCACCGAUCCCGAAUGUGGACCCCAGCCCCCUGUAUUCGACAUUGAGGCCGCUAUCAACUUGGUUGAUGUAGGUUUCUUCGACGGCUGGAAUCACUCCAAGAUUCGCUUGGAGACUCACUUGCCUUCUCCCUUCACCAUCGAGGGAGGACUGGUAGGUAUUGUUGGCAUGAGAGAAGGGAGCUUCGAGGCCGAGGUCGGAUCCAUUUCUAGUUAUGUAUUCGAACCGGCUUGCAACGGUAUUGCUGAUGAUGCGGAAUGUAUCCAGAAUGUCGAGUUCGACCUUGUGGCGUGCGAUCUAACUGGCGAGUACUCGCUUGAGGGUCUCAUCGUUACCUGCCAGGAGUCGGACGCCAAUGGUGAUCCACAGGCCUGCCCCGCAUUGACUGACGCUCAGAUCUUCCAGCCCAACGUCAUCUUCUUCAUUGAUACCAACAAUUUCUGCGAGGUAGAGGAGUUCCAGCUAGAUGCCCUAUUCGACUUGUCGAUCGAGGUAUACGAUGCCGCAGAUUACGCUGUGCCCGAGACCAUCUUCGAUCUUGGAGCUAUGUCAUACUGGCAGAUUACUGUUGAUACUUCCGCCAGUGGAGUAUCCCUGUACAACGCCGAAGUGACCUACGUUGAACGCACCACUGACGGUGACUGUUCCGCAUUCGGGGACUACAUGGGCGAUAUUGCUGGUAACGCUGAUUUCAGUCAGACAUAUGAGCCCAACGACCAGACCAUCUCUAUGCCUUUCCAGGUUACGUCCCAGAUGGCCUGCGCCACCUCAGACCGUACUGGUAACGCUAUCACCAUGAACUUCACUGUCCUGGUUGAUUACGAUGACGGAUCCGCCCGUCGUCGUCGUUCCCUCGAGGGUAUGAACACCCGUGAUGCUGGUGAGGUUGCUGUGGACAAGGAAGCUGGUGUGCGUUACACGGCCGACGACCUUGCCCAGGCUGCCGCUGUUGGCGCUGGUGCCGCUGCUGGUGCCACCGCUGCCGCUCACGAGGAGGAGAGUAACAUGAUGAUGAUUGGAGGUGCCGUUGCUGCCAUUCUUUUGCUAUGCUUGUGCUGCUGCUGCUGUGUUGCAGCUGGAGUGGUUGUCAUGCGGCGUCGCAAGCAGAACAAACAGGAAGAGUCUCUAGUAUCUCACCAAUCCUCUAUGGGAUUCAUGAAUGGUGGGGGUGCUUCCACGAUGAGUUUUGCUGGACAACCUGGGACGCAAUCCCAGUCAAAGAUCUAAGGAACAUACAUAAUAUAGAUAACAUAGCAUGCUGAACCAAAGAAGAAGUGGUGUUUAGUGUGAAAAUAAAAGAAA
Sphaeroforma arctica JP610 is the source of this 5219-nucleotide messenger RNA. RefSeq lists its product as hypothetical. The record is from RefSeq and is a predicted model, not a curated record. The transcript has a single exon. Lineage: Eukaryota; Ichthyosporea; Ichthyophonida. Bases 75 to 5144 code for a protein of 1689 amino acids.